This is a messenger RNA of Agelaius phoeniceus (red-winged blackbird), 572 nucleotides long. Lineage: Eukaryota; Metazoa; Chordata; Aves; Passeriformes; Icteridae. The record is from RefSeq and is a predicted model, not a curated record.
AUGCGGGCCGUGCUCUGGGACCUGCUGCUGCUGCUGCUGUGGCUCUGCGCCCGCGCGCGCGGGGACUGCCGGGGGGACUGCCUGCACUGCGAGCGCCUGCCACACCGCCACCGCCUCGACCUGCUCAUCUGCAUCCUGGAGUGCGAAGGCCAGGCCGUGCCCCGCGCCACCUGGGAGCUGUGCGCUGCCACCCUCCGAGGGUCACCGCGGCCCCGCCGCCUCUCCGGCCGGCCCUGGCCCUCGGAGCAGGAGGACAUUUCCCGGCGGCCGGGCGCGGACCGGGCGGCCAAGGGGGUGCAGAAGAGGUACGGGGGCUUCAUCGGGGUGCGCAAGUCGGCGCGGAAGUGGAACAACCAGAAGAGGUUUAGCGAGUUCCUGAAGCAGUACCUGGGCAUGGCGCCGCGCUCCACGUUCCGGCACCGCCUCCCGGCCCGGCCGAGGCCCAAUUAACCCAACCCCGGCUCGGGCCCGGCCGCGCCAGCUCCCGGCGGGACCCGAAGCGCUUCGGCUCCGGAGCCCCGAGGCCGCCAAAGCUCCGCCUACCCCGAGCCGAAGGCUCCCGAGGGUUCCCG